Molecule: messenger RNA, 6355 nt
Organism: Gymnogyps californianus (California condor)
Lineage: Eukaryota; Metazoa; Chordata; Aves; Accipitriformes; Cathartidae
Product: centrosome-associated protein 350-like
Exons: 15
Coding region: 99-4943 (1614 amino acids)
Biological process (GO): microtubule anchoring
Cellular component (GO): centrosome
Molecular function (GO): microtubule binding
Source: RefSeq, a predicted model, not a curated record
AAGAAAAACUGUCCCGGCUCAGGGGAAAAGAGCAAAUAUAAAAUCCUUCUCUUACAGUCUGUCUGGAAAACCUGCAAGAUAGUAAGGGAGCCUCUGCCAUGGCCGCAAAGCAGCGCAAAAUCCUAAUGGAGCUGAAACAGGAGCAGGCAGAAAUCCAGCACCUGCAAAACAUCUACAGGGCAGCCCAUCAAGAAAGAAAGCUUUUAUUAAAGCAGCAAAGAGAAAUCUUAAUAAUGCGGCAUUCAACAGCACAACUCCAGGAAAAGCUGCAUAACUUGGCUGGGAAGCAAGAGCUUAGAAGGAGCCCAGCAACUGAAGAAGCAAUAAAGCUGAAGACAACGAGACUUAUUUCUAGCCCAAAGUUAUAUUCCUCUUCAGCAGAGUCUACAGCCCACCCAGAAAGGCCUGAUCUGUCAGGGAACAGAGAGAGUUGCAUCCAGCUAAAGAAUAAACAAAGCAAGAAAUGUGAGGGCUUUUCUACUGAGAACAGGAAAACACCGGUACAACACCAGAAACAGGCAGAGGAGUCCCCAGGUUGGGAGCAGCCCCUUGGUGUGCAAGGUCCUGAUGCGUCUGAAGCGGUGGCCAAGAAAGUGUGUGGUGCUACUAGUCAAACCACAGGCUCGGUCUUUAUGAUUAAAGAUUGCAAAAACACAGAGCUUAAUGCUCAGGGUCAUGUUUUAUUACCUCUGGAACAUGCAAAUUCAGCUAGAAUGGAUGAACCUACAUCCACACCCAUUACAAGAGAAGGCCGAAAGCUUGCCUUACCGGAAUCUGUUCUGGAGGAAAAGGCACUUAUUUCAAACCCAAAGAUAGAUCCUAAAGACAAUGAAGAUAUUAAUCCAUGUGACAGCAAGUUCACAGUGAAAGGCUUGGGGAUGCUUUCUACUUUGUGUAACUUAUGCCUCGUUCAGGCAGAAAAUACUCUUCAAGGAACUGGUGAUGCUGCAUCAUCCUUAGAAGAUCUAGAGAAAGAAUCUCUGAUAGUGGAGAAAGCACACAAGGAGCAGAGAAGUCAUAAAAGUCUAAGAGAAGAGCAGGACCCCUGUAGUCCAUUUCAGGCUGGGAAAAGGAAGAAAGAUCUUUCUUCUGAUGACGAAGAUGGGGAAAGAUCUACACUGAUUUCAAAUGAAGCUACAUUAGUGAAAACCCAGUUAAGAAAAGAAAGGCUGUCAGAAGAACAGAGGUUUAGCACAGACUCUGAGAGAAAAUUGGAAAUCACACAUAUAGAUGAAAAAGCACUUUCUGAAAUCCCUUUGUCAGAAGUUAAGGGACAGGCACUUCGCCUUCUUUAUGAGAUCAAUCAGGUGGAUGGCAGUCAGUGUUUGAAGCAUUUGGACCAUAUUUCUCAUGAAGCUUCUGAUGAAGAACUAAUUUUAAAAACAUUUUCUGAAGGAUUAGCUUCCACUGAAUCAUCGUCCAAGUCAAACAACUUCUCUCUGAGAUGUGAAAGUGCCAAAUCAGACUCCUCACUCCCCGAAUUUCAGAAAGUGUCUGCAGUUUGGAUUGAUAUCUCAGAAAGCUCCAUUUCAGACUCUGAAUUAGAGCUGAAAAAUGGAGAGGACACAGAUGUCAGUAUCCCAGAAGAGUUUGUCCAUGACAACAGGGAUGCGUUUCCUAAUGUUUCAAAAGAGACGCUAAUAGCAAUAAGUAAUGGAAAGGAAACGUUACCUAGUGACAGACAUGAUGAACGUGAAGUGCCCAGAGAUGACAGUGCUGAGACUUCGUCACUCUCCCAGAAACACUCUGGAGAUGUUUCAGAUCAUGGCUGCACUGAUAACUUGCUUUCUUUCGUUCCAACAGACAAAGGAAAUGCCUCCAAAACAAAGUCAGCAGAUUCCUCCCACUCUGAUAACCUUGCCAAGGGAAUGGAUGAGCCACAUCUGGAUGCCUCAGAAAACUACAGUAGAAACAAAACCUGUUCUCAGGAGAUCACAAAACAGGGUAAAGAUGCAGUUGCCAGCUCUUCAUGCAGUGAUGAUAUUUACUCACCUAAGAUCUAUGAACAGCAGAAACCUAGUUCUACAACUAACAGAGUGACAAAGGAUGGUGGAAUUAACAGUUUAUAUGUGGAUCAAAAUAGAGACCUAAUGGGGCUUCCGCUGACAGGUUCUUUGAAACAUCUAGAUUUGGUUACUGACCAACUUAAGAACACUGUCUGUUUUCCACCUGACAAAGAUAUUACAAAUACCAAAUCAUUAGCAUGUCUGUCCUCAAGAAACUUAUCAGUUUCAGGAGGCAAGAAUAAUCAUGCACAGCUUUUGAAUGAGAGACUCACCUCCAGCAAACUCAGUAAGAUUGUAUCUCUGUCCACGUCCAUGCCAGGAAUUUCUGAGGGAGUCCAUACAGAAACAACUCAUUCAUUUGAGCCUUUGCAAAGGGUGGCCACAGGAAAUCAAAAUAAUUCAACAACUGAAAGGCAAGCCAUAAAGGAAGCAAGGAGGGGACUGUUUUCUUCGGUCUCCUCAAAAAAGCAAUUGUUUCAAGCUGAGAACUGUUCUUCCAAAGGUGAAGAUGAUACAAUUUUUAUUAGUGAUGAAGGUCUCCCUCCAACUGAUGAGGAUACCUUGUCAGAAAUACUGUCUCCUGUUGAUGAAGUAUUGUCCUAUGGAAGUGCUGACUUGCCAUCCUCUAAUAAAAAGGAUUUGUCAUUUCCAAGUGAAGAUCUUCCUCCUCCCCCUUUAGGUGCAGAUGCAAUGAAAAAUGAUGAUUCUACCUUCAGUAGGGAUGAUUUCCCAUCUCCACCAGAACAAAUGACAGUCUCAGAGACUAGACAGUGUAUGGAUGAAGAUAUAUCACUGAAAAUGGAUGCAUUACCCCCAUUACCUGAUAACACUGUGCCUGAAGAAUUUCCUCUGCUCAAUCGAGAGACAACUGAUGCUUUAUCAACUCAGGAUGGUAGUCUCUCGGAACAAACUUUAGUUAAAGGUAUUUCCAGUGCAAAGGAGGGCUUAUUAGAAUACCAACAAGGAGAACAUGAGACACCUUUGCAGCAUCUGGAGUUUCUGCCUGUGUCAAAUCCUAUUUCUUCUGGUCGGGCCAGUGAAAGAUCUGACUUCAUGAUGAAACAAUGCAAAAUGUACUUAACGCUGCCCAAAGCUGAGGAGGACGGUGAUGACCCAUUAUUAUCAUUUGAAAUUGGGGAGAGAGUGUUAGUAAAGCAGACCCAACCUGGAACCCUAAUGUUCAAAGGACGGACUUAUUUUGAUAGUGGCCAUUGGGCUGGUGUUGCACUUGACAAAGCUGAAGGUGAUCAUGCUGGAACUUACGAAGGGGUGAAGUAUUUUGAGUGUGCUCCGCACUGUGGUAUCUUUGUCAGACCUGAUGAGAUUUCACAUCUGUUGGGGACUAAUGAAAAUGGUUCCAAUUACACUGGGGAUGAAGACUCUGACUCCUCCUAUGAUGACAAAUCCUUCAAAGGAGACUGCAAAUACUCUGAAGAUGAUGAGCAGGGAGGAGGGUUUACAGAGCAGAAAGCAGAGGACACAAACAGUGCAGGAGGAUCAGAAGUGAAAGAAAACCAGUCUAGGUUACACAUUGCCUUGCUGUCUAGAAAAGGGCAAAAGCUUCCACGUUCUGACCAGUGCAAGUGUAAUGAAUUCCUCUGUCAAAAUAACUUCACAUGCUUGGGAUCAGAUAAAGAAAAAACAGAACUGAUGCAAAUAAAACAAAGGAUACUUGCAGAUGUGCUUCCCAUGGAAAGUAAGACUGGUAACACAGAUGAGGUAAACACAAGCAAAAAUAUUUGUUGCUUGGUAGAGGAUCAGAAAAGAAAUAAACUUGCUGAUGAUAUUGCAAGUGAACUCAGUAAAAAACUUCUCUUCGACACUUUAAUUGCAUUUUCUAAAACAGCUCAACACAAAUAUAAAAGUGCCUUUGAAAAAGACAUGAUGAAUUAUGGCAAAGGCCUAAGACAAGAAGACAAUCAGAAACUUUUUUUCCUCAAAGAAAAUUCUGUUGCUAUCUUAUCUGAACAAUCAGCAAAGUUUUCUAAUGUUUUACUGUGUGAUUUUGAUAUGCUUAGCAUUCAUGGUUGUCACACAGUAGCAGAAAGAAUUAUAACUAAAUUUGUAGAUGAUGCAGUUAAAGAAUAUAAGAAGAUUAAAAGAAAACACGGAUCAAAAGCAGACAAGAUAUUUCAUUCAUCUUCAGAGACUUCUCUAACCACUUUGCCAUUCCUUAUAAAAAUCCUUGAUGCUGGUGUUUUUGGAAGCUCUGAAGACUUUGAUCAGCCCAAUUCUGACGAACAUAUGGUGGUGAGACAAACACAAAAGCAAUACUUGUACAAGUUAGAUCAGUGGCACUCAGCUCCUUGGAAGAAAACUGUGGAAGUUCCUCUUGUGAUACCACAUUACAGUUCAUAUGUUAAGAAAUUGUCUGCAUAUGCUGUAGAAGAAUUAUGGACUCCAGAAAACAUAUAUUCCAACUUCACAAGAGUCAGUGUGCCAAAGCACUUUGAAUGUAAUGGUCUCCCAGGGAACGAUUUGGAAACAGAAAGCAAGAGGAUGUAUAAUCAGGUUAUAUUUGAUUUGACCUGUGAGUUGCUAUGUGCAGAAUACCAAGUGACUGCAAAUCCAAAUGCAUUUCCAUGGAUGAAAGAAAAUUUGGGAUCUUGCUGUUCCAGGCAUCUUUGCAGAAGAGCAGACGUCAGUGAGGUCAAGACGUUUGUUCAGGGUGAAAUUGUUAAAAUAAUGAACCUGGAAAAGAAUGACUUAGAAAUGAAAAGAAAAUUCCUUAAUAUGACCAAGUAUGGAAACUGUAAGAGAGACAGAGUGGACCUUAUUCUGAUUCAGGAGCUCCGCAAAGAAGAACCUCAGUGGACUUACUAUGAUGAUGAUGAAUUAACUGUGAAGAUGAGAAUGACUGAAGAAAUAUUUGAUAGCUUGAUUCUUGAUACAAUCAGAGUUCUUAAUAAGAUUUAUCUGAGAAAAGCCUGUGAUUAGAAGUUUUCCCUAAAAGGCCCUAAUGGAGGAAUUUUAAUCUCUGAUUUUUUAGGCAAGAAAUGCGUGAUUUAAGAAUUUUAAUUCUGAACUUGUACCCAAUACCAGUGUGGCCUUGGCCUAAUUUGUAUGUUCAUGUUUACAAUGAAAGCAUGCAAGCAGAGACUUAAGCAGACAGAAAAAAGUUACACAAAAUAUUCUCCUUGUGUUUUGUGCUUUGGGAAUGCUCAUUAAGCUUAAUGGUCUUCUUAGACUGAUAUCUAAAUCUAAAGGGUGGAAAUUUUAUUCUUGUCUGUUGUUUUUCUGGUGAAGAUAGCACUUUAUUCGCUUAGGCAUUUUUAAGAGCACAACGUGUUUUAAAAUUGUAUACAAGUCUAUACAAACAGGGUUCAAAACCAUUUUAUGUGUAAAUUCUCUUAUUCUUUGUUAUCAUGUUCAGGUUGUGAGUGAUGACAGGUGAAUCAUAUUUUGAAAAUAAGGUACAGAAAAUCAUAGGUGACUGUCUUAAGAACAUAAAUGUGCAGAUGGAAUUAAAUCUUCUAGAAACUGAAUUGCUGUGGACCUCUGUAGUUUAGACUAAGCUCCUCUAACUGGAGCAAGUCUAAAACUUUUCCUGAUGGGUACAGCAGAGUUAAAGGUGACAGUGCACCAUUUUUAUGUGCUGUGGAACUGGUUAAAAGUAGCCUGGAGGUGGCUUCAGAGAUGUGGCAUACGGAAUGAUUGUUCCCUGGCAGGAUCUAGAGCCAGACACUCAGUUUUAAUGUCUACAACUUUAUGUAAAUGAGACAAAUACUGAUGUAAUGCACUUUAAAUGGGAUACUUUUCUAUCAGUAGCUCCAGUUUCUGAAAACUAAAUAUGUGCAUGUGACUAGGUUAUUUAUCAUGCAAUUCACAUGAGCCCUUUGAAUUCUUACAACAUCUAAACAUAGGGUGCUGAGGAUGUACUUUAGUUGGCAAAACAGAGGAAAUCAAACCAAUAAUCCUAUUCUUUUGUAUUGGCAACAUUGGAAAAAUCAAGAUUUUAACAAGGAAAUACAAGCAUCCCCUGAGCAUGGUAAUUCUUCACUAUGUAUUUUGCAUUGAGAAGACCAAUGACAAAUUUUUAUUUGUUAGGUUUUUUAAAUAAAUACUGUGCAAAUAUUUCUUACUGGAACUCAGAAACUGUUCAUUAUUGAAUAAUUGAAUGUAAGUAGAUCAGAUUUAUUCAAAUCCCAUUCAUUCAGGGUGUCUUUCAAAUAAAAUGAAAAUCAGGACAAUUAAAUAUAAACUACAUAUAAACCUAUAUUUAAAAUCACGAUAUUUACAAUCUGGUUUUGGCGGGAAAAAUAGCAAUACAUUUUGUGUUUCUAUUUUUAAAUGCUGUUGGCUUAACUGUUUUCGUACUGAAUUGUUUGUUUUCUGAAUAAACAAAAUAA